This is a messenger RNA of Pleuronectes platessa (European plaice), 2152 nucleotides long. Its product is annotated as piggyBac transposable element-derived protein 2. The transcript is spliced from 2 exons. The record is from RefSeq and is a predicted model, not a curated record. The coding region runs from base 99 to 1838 and encodes 579 amino acids. Lineage: Eukaryota; Metazoa; Chordata; Actinopteri; Pleuronectiformes; Pleuronectidae.
GGAAAAUACAUCCGGUGGAGGAACCCGGAAGUGCUGCUCUGCGGACUGUAUGGAUUUUGCCUGCUAAAUGUGGGGAAUUGAGCAAAUUUGAGAGCUAAAUGGAUGGAUCAACCUUCUACGGGAAGCGGGCUGGUGGACUUCACAUCGGGAUUCCACCUGUGGAAAGCGAUGACAGCUGUCUCAGUGACAGUGACAACAGCGAUGAAGACCUCAGACCUACACCAGGUCAUGGAAGCAGCAGUGAUGAAGACUUUGACAUCAAUCAUGAUGCACCUUCCAUCACCAGACGGCAACAGGUCGUUUGGGAGACGGUGCAACAACAGGACUCUGCAGAAGACAUUCCAACUUGGCAAGGGGCUCUUCCUGUUGCUGAUGAAACCAGAGAGCCCAUUCAGUACUUCCGAUACUUUUUUGACGCUGAUCUUUUGGAUACUAUAGUACAACAGAGUAAUCUGUACUGCACGCAAACAAAUCCAAAUAAUGCCCUCCAAUUGGAUCACAAUGAACUGGAGCAGUUUAUUGGCACUUUAGUGUACAUGAGUGUUAUACACUUACCAAGGUCAAGAAUGUACUGGUCCAGUGAAUGUCGAGUAGCGCAGGUGGCGGAUUCGAUGUCCCGAGACAGAUGGGAAGAAAUUAAAAGAUUCAUUCAUUUCAAUGACAACAGCAACAUGGCAGCCAGCAUUGAGGAUAAGCUCUUCAAAGUGAGGCCAAUUAUUGAUUCACUUCUCCAAAAAUUCCAGGAUCUCCCUCAAGAUCAAAUGUUGUCCAUUGUUGAACAAAUGGUCCCUUUUAAAGGUAGAUCUAGUCUAAAGCAAUAUAUCCCCAAGAAGCCACACAAAUGGGGAUACAAAAUCUUUGUGCUUUGUGACACAAAAGGCCUGGUGCAUUCAUUCGACAUGUAUACAGGGACAAUUGAUCCUGUACCUGGAGAACCUGACAUUGGUGCAAGUGGAAACAUUGUCCUAAAGCUUGCACAAGCCAUUCAUGGUGCCGGCGAUCACCUGUUGUGUUUUGACAACUGGUUUUCUUCCUUGGAUUUGUUUGCUGCUCUUGGGAACAAUGGGAUACCAGCCCUUGGGACUGUGCAGCAAUGUCACCUGCCAGGUUGCAGUUUCAGCACAGACACCGAUAUGAAGAAGAAGGGAAGAGGGACAUUGGAAGAGAAAAGGAGUGUUGUCGACGGUGUAGAAAUAAGAGCAGUCAAAUGGUUUGACAAUAGAGGGGUGAUCGUUGCCAGGUCUUUUGCCGGUGCCCGUCCUGUUUCUAACAUCUCAAGAUGGGACAGAGAGUUCAAACAGGAGGUUUCUGUGGAAAGCCCAAGCAUCAUCAACCUGUACAACAAGUUCAUGGGCGGCGCUGUUGCUCUUGAUGCACUAAUGGCAUAUCGCAUCCAGAUAAGGUCAAAAAAGUACUAUCAAAGGUUAUUUUUUCAUUUUGUGGAUAUGGUCAUCGCAAACAGCUGGCUGUUAUAUCGACGUGAUUGUGAUUCACUGGAUGUUCCAAAAAAGAUGCAGAAGGAUUUGCUUGCUUUUAGGACAUCAGUAGCACAGGCACUCUGCAUGCAAGGCAAAGACAUGGCAGGGAAGAAGAGGGGGGGGCCCUCAUCGGAUGUUGAAAGGGAAUUCGCAAGAAAGAAACAUCGAGGUCCAGCUAAAGCAAUUCCCCCACAGGAAGUCCGCUCAGAUGCUAUUGGUCACUGGCCAGUGGUUGAAAGUGUGCGGCAACGCUGUAAACUCCCAAACUGCAAGGGCCAGUCUGUGUUCCGGUGUUCCAAGUGCAACGUUCACCUUUGCCUCAACAAGAACAACAACUGUUUCCAAGAGUUCCACAAGUGACACAAACAAGGCCAACACAUUUUAUCAGCAGUUUUACCUGUUAGGGAUUUUCUUCACCAAAGAUUCAAGCGUGAAAUUGCAUAUUUUGUUCUGAAGAGAUCAAAACUACUGACCAUUUGUUUCUGUCUCACAAUCGAAUGUCUUUUGCUUUCAAGAAUAUAAUCUGUUUUAUAGAUAAUUUGAAGGUAAAUGUUUACGUCAAUCUUAUGAUCAUUCGGGACAAAUAUCAUAUCCUCACCAUAGCCUUCCUUCAGUGUGUUCAUGCACUUUUGAAAUGUAAGAGUACAUAAAGGUAAUACAACAUGUAUACAUGU